GAUCGUUGCUUACCACACGUCCACACUGCACCGUAUUUGCACGCAGCGAGUGCAUCAGUGAAUGCACUCACUUUACCAGUGUUGAGAACACAAAUCCGCAGCAUUAUCCUGUUCCUAUAACUCUAAAUCAUAGCCCGUGCCCCUUUGUCAUCACAGUUCCAACGCAUUUCAAUAUUCGGCACGUUUGGAAAUCCAACUAGUGACGAUGGAGCCUCAGCUACCGCCGCAUUUCUUGGACCUGAGCAAUGCCCUGUCCAGAGCUGGCAGCACUGUAUCAGUGGCAGGAGUGUGUAUCUAUUCAACCAAAGAGCCCAAGCAAUCCAAAGGAGGUGACUGGUUCGUCACCAUUACUAUCAAUGACCCUUGGUUACAAGCAAAUGCGUUUGCGGAUGUUCGUGUUUUUGGAAAUUUUGGAGAACUACCCAGAGUUACAGCUGGGGAUAUUUGCCUGUGCCGCCUUGUCAUGGUGACACGUUACGGCAACAAAGCAUUGUUUUCUGCAAACCGGCAAGCCCAUGUCUAUCUCUUCCCUUGCAGCUCGAUACCGAGCCGAACCAACAGACUCGCCUUUGCGAGACAAGGAAGUGUAUUGGAUUAUACCCGCCACCCCCCCUUGUUAUCGGACCCAACACAGGAAGAGAAAAAAUUUGUCCUUGGACUGCACGAUUGGAACACCAGCAUCAAUAUCCGGUCCAUCGAAGGGUUCGAACCCAAUGGGCAACAGACGGGAUCUGUUGGCCAGCCUAAGCGUGAAAAGUUCGCCUUGAUCAAAGACAUGGUGCCCGGCACCUUCUACGACAUGGUCGGCGAGGUCACGAAAAUCUUCUCCAUGAUGGACGGACCCAGCUUGGAGCUAGUGGAUUAUUCCGGAACCACGCUCCCCGGGAAUGCCAACUCCAACGGGGUUCGGGAAGGGGAUGAAUACGGCUACACGAGCCACGGCAGACAGCCAGCGUGGAGCGGAGCCGGCGGACAGCGGACCAUCAAGGUGAAGCUCUUCGACCACCACGGCCGCUGGGCCUCGGAGAAUGUUCGAGUGGGUGACCACAUCCUGCUGCAGAAUAUUCGGACCCGCGAGGGGACGUGGGGAAUGGAAGCCCGUCUGCACGGGGAUCAGCAGUACAGAAGCGGGCUUAACGUGCACAAGAUCAAGCCGGGCACCUCGCAUUACCCGCAUCUGGAAGCCUUAACCAAGCGUAAAGAGGAGUAUUUGGGUUACAGGGCCGAGUCUCCACCUCCUGAAAGGUCGAACAACCAAAGACCGCCGCAAAAUCAGACAAACGUUCAGACGAAUCCUCAGUCGAACGCUCAGACGAACGGCGUCAGUAAGAAGGCGAAGAACAGGAGACGAAGGAGACAACUCGCAAAAGAAGCAGCCAAUAGUCGAACUGAUUCAGAUUCCGGCAAAGCUCCCACCAGCAACCCACCUCCAAUAGCUAUGCACAAUCAACUAAUCCGAUGUGGCCACCCCGACGCCCCCAUCUUAUCCGUAUCGGAUAUCACGGACCAUUCCCAUCGAACGGGCGGCUCCGCCACCGACGCGCUCCCCAUGCUCAACUUCAACUGCCGCGUCAGAGUCCGCGUCAUCGACUUCGACCCGCCCAACCUGGAGGACUUCUCUCGGUCACUAGACGACGAGGCGUACAACGACGCGGCGCCCGAAACCGACUUCGACUCCGAUGGCGACUCGGUGCUGUGCUCGCCCAAAUGCUGGGAGUGGGCGUUUCGGUUCCUGGUGGAAGAUGCGCUUCCGGUGCACGCGGGCGCGAAGGCCGCACAGAUGGAACUGAUCGUGGCGGGACAGGAUGCGGAACAUCUCUUGCAGCUGGACGCGACGGACCUUCGGAACAACAGUACCGCGCUCGCGCAGCUCCGGGAGAAGCUUUUCCAUCUGUGGGGGGACCUCGAGGAGGUGAAGCAGAAGGCGAGGCAGGAGACGUCGGGCGGUGGAGCGGUGGAGCGGGACGUGGCGGCGACCUCCCGGCCGUUUGAAUGCUGUGUUAAGGAAUAUGGAGUGGACGUCAGUCCGGACGGGUCGGGGGAAUGGGUGCGCUGCCAUCGGAUAUUCAAGACGACGAUUAGCUGAAUACAUCGAGGGUUCGUACGUCGUAGCGGGCGGGGAGAGAGUGGCUGCUGGAACGAGGUCGAGGGAGUCGUUUCUACGAGCAAGGCCCCAGACAUGGGUGUGGAUUCCGUGAUGCGUUACCGUUGAUCUCAUAUGAAGAUUGAAGCGUUUCUAACCCCUUACCCCACAAACUACCUACCAAAGCCGACGACGCGUCGAUCUCCCAAUUAACUCCAGUCUCCACUCCACAAAAAAAAG
Eremomyces bilateralis CBS 781.70 is the source of this 2323-nucleotide messenger RNA. RefSeq lists its product as uncharacterized. The record is from RefSeq and is a predicted model, not a curated record. Gene Ontology annotation, biological process: telomere capping; regulation of telomere maintenance via telomerase. The transcript has 5 exons. Bases 206 to 2086 code for a protein of 626 amino acids. NCBI's taxonomy places the organism in Eukaryota, Fungi, Ascomycota, Dothideomycetes, Eremomycetales, Eremomycetaceae. Gene Ontology annotation, cellular component: chromosome, telomeric region; nuclear telomere cap complex. Gene Ontology annotation, molecular function: G-rich strand telomeric DNA binding; telomerase inhibitor activity.